This is a messenger RNA of Trypanosoma rangeli, 1149 nucleotides long. Its product is annotated as putative leucine-rich repeat protein. The record is from RefSeq and is a predicted model, not a curated record. NCBI's taxonomy places the organism in Eukaryota, Euglenozoa, Kinetoplastea, Trypanosomatida, Trypanosomatidae. The coding region runs from base 1 to 1149 and encodes 382 amino acids. Gene Ontology annotation, cellular component: cytoplasm. Gene Ontology annotation, molecular function: protein binding. The transcript has a single exon.
AUGGGGCGCAUUACGGUUGAGCUUUUGCGUCGUCGCGCGGAGCACAAUGAGGGGUGUCUAAGCAAUUUGAAGGAAAUUACCCUGCACCAGCAAGACAUUGAGAAGAUUGAGGUGGUUGGGGACACAUGCCGUGAGCUGGAGAUUCUGUACCUGUGCAACAACUACAUUUCGCGGAUAGAGGGGCUCCACCACCUCAAGUGCCUUAAGUACUUAAACUUGGCUGUGAACAACAUCACUUGCAUCGAGGGGUUGGAGGGCUGCGAGGCGCUUGAGCGGUUAGAUCUGACGCUGAACUUUGUGAAAGAUAUGACGUGUGUACGACGACUGCAGGCGAACGCCUUUCUGGAUCAGCUACACCUCACUGGCAAUCCGUGCACAAAGGUUGAGGGCUACCGUGCCUACGUCAUUCAUGCGCUGCCGCAAUUGCGAGAUCUAGACGGGGAGGAGGUGGUGCGCUCGGAGCGUAUCGAGGCGCGCCAGUGCAAGAGCGACGUGGCCGCGGUUGUGGACGAGGAGGCACUGCGUGUACGCGAGAACGAGCGGAUCAAGGCAGAGAUGAUCCAGCAAGGCAUUGAAGUCUUUCCGCCGCGAUACAACGAGAAAGGGGAACGGGUCUACGGGCACACACCGGAGGAGCGACUGCAGAUGCUCCGCGAGAAGGAGGAGGAAGAGGCACGGCGACAGAAGAAGCUUCAGGAGGAGAGGGAAACAAGUCGCUUGGCGUCCCUGAACGCGGAGUUAAACAAGCCUCCACAGCGUCUUAGUGCCGAAGAGGAGAUUGCGAAGUAUGGUCGGCUGCUGCUCCGAAAUGAGCCCAAGCUGCCGAUUCGGCUGGAUGAAGAGAGUAACGAGGAGGCGGUGAUUCUCACCGUGGGGGUGCCAAAGUUUCUCUCCACUACCCUUAUAGAUUUGCAGAUUGAGGUGGAUUACAUUCGCGUGGUGGUGAAGGGGAAACUCAUUCAAGUGCCGCUGCAGCGCGAGAUUGCACCGUCAGCGGCGAAGGUGCAGCGUUCCGUGGUGACGGGAGAACUUAACGUCACGGUGCCGUACGCCCCACACGUAUUGCAGGAGAUUGCAGAGGCAAAAAAGAGGCGGCAGAGGCUGCGUGGUAUCUGGACUGAUGAGGAAUGCAACGACGUUGCGGAGUGA